Messenger RNA from Talaromyces amestolkiae, 1614 nucleotides. RefSeq lists its product as uncharacterized. Bases 1 to 1614 code for a protein of 537 amino acids. Gene Ontology annotation, molecular function: acetylglucosaminyltransferase activity. The record is from RefSeq and is a predicted model, not a curated record. The transcript has a single exon. NCBI's taxonomy places the organism in Eukaryota, Fungi, Ascomycota, Eurotiomycetes, Eurotiales, Trichocomaceae.
AUGCCUUUCUUCAGGCUCAAAACACUUUUCCCCUUAGUCGCCAUCUUGUCUAUUGGGUUUUUCUUCUGGUGUGUUGACAGAUAUGAUCGUGCCGCCCUGUCGUCGAAAAUCAAACAUCCCAUCGAGCAGAUUUCGAAUACAGCAAACUCGAUAACGUCGAACAAGAGCCCGCCCGCUCAGGUCCAGCUACCCAGUCAUAGCUCCUUCGGAAACUGCGAGUUUGAUACCGCAUCUGCGCCUCCCCUACCGUACAGUGAAUGGCUCAUUCGCAAGAACUUCACUCGCGCGUUCAUCCGCCCGAAUCAGGUCAGCGCCCAGACACAAUUCCGUUCGUUAGAAGAUAUCGACACCCCCGUAUUACCCCCUUUCCGUGCGCUAGAACGCGGCUUGAUCAUUUCCGAUGAGAAUAACGACCGAACCGUCCCCUGUCCGACCGUCGCCAAUGUCAAUGUGGCUUUGGAUCACGAUGUUGAGGAGACCUCGAAAUUGCUAUUUGGUCUCGCCACAACAGUUGACCGACUGGAACGUCUGUUGCCGUCUUUGCUAUACUCCUUCGCCGGCACCAAGGCUAGUCUUUUGGUCCUAGUGCCUGAAUCGGACGAUAACCUCUCAGCCCAGGAGGCAUACUUCCGCUCCCGAGGACUCGACAUCACCCUCGAGAGCUCGCCACUAGAAUUCACCGCUCGUUAUUUCGGACUUGUUGAAGCAUGCAGUCUCUACAUCAAAACACAGCGCCCUCAAACCGAAUGGGUUGGCUUCAUUGACGACGACACCUUUUUCCCGUCGCUUCCCUCGGUUGCUCUUCAGCUUAAGCAAGCUGAUUCCUCGAAGAAACACUACAUUGGCUCGCUCUCGGAAGCAAGCUGGCAGGUAGAUACAUGGGGCCACAUGGCCUUUGGCGGCGGUGGUAUCUUCGUUUCGAAACCACUAUUGGAUAUCUUGAUGGAGAACUACGACGAGUGCCAAUCCUGGGGCGAACAACCAGGUGACCAGAAAUUGGGUCAGUGUAUUGAGCGCUCUAGUAAUACCCCUCUCACCUUGUGGCCAUCGCUACAUCAGAUGGACUUGACCGGAGCCCCCGAUGGUAUCUUCGAGUCCGGCCUUCAAAUCGACAGUCUCCACCACUGGAGUACCUGGUUUACCAAGGAUGUCGUGAAGAUGGGUGCCGUUGCUGCCGCGGCUGGUAAACGAUCAGUUCUCCGCCGCUGGGUCUUCGAUCAGCAGGAGUUCGUCGACCAGUCCACGGGGGAGUCGUAUCGCACAUUCUGGGUCCUGACGAAUGGACACUCGAUUGUCAGAUACACUCUAAUGCCUGGUACACCAAAUGACGCCAUUAACUUUGACCAUGUUGAGAAGACUUGGGAAGAGGACAUGGUUGGUUACACGCAGCGCUUCGGUGCCAUGCGAGAAAGAGAUCAAGACGGAGUGAUCAAGGAGCGCUACUUAUUGACAGACGCAAUCGUCAUUGGAGAUAACGUUCAUCAGUUCUAUACCAGAGAAGAAGAGACAAGUCAUAGUCUCAUCGAAAUAGUUUGGCUCGGCCCUAAGAGCGGCAGCAGCACUACUACGACCGGCAGCGUAGCCAGCGCUGGUGGCUCACGAAACCCUAACUAA